GUCGGAGCAAAAAGUUCGCGCGCUGGCUUCCGACAGAACAACAGAAGGUGUCAUGGCGGAGGUGGAGAUGGCCGACGCGGGAGCUGAAGAGGCCUCAACCAAGAGCUCCGGUGGCCAUCACGAGCUGCCCUGGGUGGAGAAGUACCGGCCGCUGAAGCUCAGUGACGUCAUCGGGAACGAGGAGACGGUGAGCCGGCUCGAGGUGUUCGCACGCGAGGGGAACGUGCCGAACGUCAUCAUCGCAGGUCCUCCAGGAACAGGGAAGACCACCAGCAUCCUGUGCCUGGCCCGCGCGCUGCUGGGAGCCUCCAUGAAGGACGCCGUGCUGGAGCUCAACGCCUCCAACGAGAGGGGGAUCGACGUGGUGAGGAACAAGAUCAAGAUGUUCGCUCAGCAGAAAGUCACGCUGCCCAAAGGACGACACAAGAUCGUCAUCCUGGACGAAGCCGACAGCAUGACGGACGGUGCCCAGCAGGCGCUGAGGAGGAUCAUGGAGAUCUACUCCAAGACCACACGCUUCGCCCUGGCCUGCAACGCCUCGGACAAGAUCAUCGAACCCAUCCAGUCGCGCUGCGCCGUGCUGCGCUACUCCAAGCUGACGGACGGCCAGGUGCUGGCGAGGCUGCAGGACGUCGUGGAGCAGGAGCGCCUGGCGGUGUCCGACGACGGGCUGGAGGCCGUCAUCUUCACCGCGCAGGGAGACAUGAGACAGGCUCUGAACAACCUGCAGUCCACCAACUCCCGGCCUUUGGGCUACGUCAACAGCGGAAAACGUAUUCCAAAGUGUUGCGAUGAGCCCCACCCGCUGCUGGUGAAAAGCAUGCUGGGACAUUGCGUGGAGGGCGACAUCGACCAGGCAUACAAGGUGGUGGAGCAGCUGUGGGCGCUGGGCUACUCUCCGGAGGACAUCAUCGGGAACAUCUUCAGGGUCUGCAAGACUUACCAGAUGGCCGAGUACCUCAAGCUGGACUUCAUCAAGGAGAUCGGGUACACGCACAUGCGUGUGGCUGAAGGCGUGAACUCUCUGCUGCAGAUGGCCGGUCUGCUCGGUCGGCUCUGCAGUAAGACGGCGCCCCCUGCUGCCAGCUGACGGCGCUCCGAGCUCCGCCUCCUGUACAUUUAGUUACUCAUGCUUGUUGCUCUUGUUUCAAACUGAUGGUUUGCGUUUGUCUGGUGAAGCAAAAACUACAAUAAAUUGUCUUUUCACAGA
Gasterosteus aculeatus aculeatus (three-spined stickleback) is the source of this 1210-nucleotide messenger RNA. It is a transcript of the gene rfc2, whose product is annotated as replication factor C (activator 1) 2. Lineage: Eukaryota; Metazoa; Chordata; Actinopteri; Perciformes; Gasterosteidae. Gene Ontology annotation, molecular function: ATP hydrolysis activity; ATP binding; DNA clamp loader activity. Gene Ontology annotation, cellular component: DNA replication factor C complex; nucleus. The record is from RefSeq and is a predicted model, not a curated record. Gene Ontology annotation, biological process: DNA-templated DNA replication; DNA repair.